Molecule: messenger RNA, 1392 nt
Organism: Maudiozyma barnettii
Lineage: Eukaryota; Fungi; Ascomycota; Saccharomycetes; Saccharomycetales; Saccharomycetaceae
Gene: OMS1
Product: putative RNA methyltransferase
Exons: 1
Coding region: 1-1392 (463 amino acids)
Source: RefSeq, a predicted model, not a curated record
AUGUUAUCGAUUAGUUGGCUGGCACUGCAAAGUAUAAAAAUAAGACAUCCAAUUAUAUUGGGAACCUCGAUUCGUUCAAUAUCAUAUGGUCGUAUAAUAUAUCAAAACUCAAAGAAGACAUUUAUUCGUUCUCCAGCUCAACCUGUUUAUUCUUCUUCACAGAAAUCAAAGAAACCAAAGACGAAAGAAGAUCUCGCUAGAGAACGAUUUGAAACUCAAAUAAAUUCUAAGAAUUGGUUCGUUAGAUGGGGUGCUAAAUUGAGAUCGGAUGAGUUUAGUAAGGGGAUGACAAAAUAUAUGAUUGGUGCAUAUAUCAUUUUUUUAAUAUAUGGUUACUAUUUUAUGAAAAAAUUAUAUAUUAAAGAAAAUGAAUUGAAAGACUUGAUUAAGAAGCAAGAUGAGGGCAAAACAAAUGAAUACGAAAAUAUAAGAAUUAAAGAAUUGAAUGGUAAAAUGAGAACAAGAGAUAAAUUAAAAUUAGAUCAGUAUGAAGAGAUGAAAAAGUCUGGUAUUGAAAAUUUUGAUGGUUAUGAAUUAGAAAUCACUGAUCAAAAUAAAUUAAAUAAAGCCAUCUUACCUGCUCACGAUACUACUCCUUUUUAUGAUUCAAAAGCUGAAGAUUAUGAUAACGAUAUUAAUAUGGAAGAACGUGUCAUUGGUAUGGGUAGAAGACGUAAAUGGUUGAUGAAACAUUGUAAAGGUGAUGUUCUGGAGGUUUCAUGUGGUACUGGUAGAAAUAUUAAAUAUUUAGACCCUGAACAUAUUAACUCAAUUACAUUUUUGGAUUCUUCAGAACCAAUGAUGGAAGUUUCUCAUAAAAAAUUUAGAGAUAAAUUUCCAACUUAUAAGAAAGCUGCCUUUGUGGUUGGUAGAGCUGAAGAUUUAAAUAAAUUAGCAAAACAAACAGAUAAGGAUGGUAAUAAAAAGGACGUUAAAUAUGAUACUGUUAUAGAGACAUUUGGCUUAUGUUCUCAUGAGGAUCCCGUAAGUGCUCUUAACAAUUUUGCAAAUUUAUUAAAACCUGAAGGUAGAAUUGUCUUAUUGGAGCAUGGUAGAGGUGAUUACGAUAUUAUUAAUAAGAUUCUUGACAAGAGAGCAAAGAGACGUUUAGAUACUUGGGGUUGCAGAUGGAAUUUGGAUAUUGGUGAAAUUUUGGAUGAUUCCGGUUUAGAAAUUGUCGAUGAAAAAACGUAUCAUCUGGGAACCACUUGGUGUAUUGUCGCAAAGAAGAAAGGUGAUAUUAAGAGGAAAGAUGAAAUUGGAUUCUUUGAGAAGUACGUUGGAUCGAGUAUUAAACAGAGAAUAGAUUCCUUUGAAGAAGUUGAUAACACGAUCGAUUCAUCUUCAAGAGUUCAAAAGAAUCCGUCUGAUACUGAAAUAGAUAGUAAAUAG